CAGAAUCCAAACAAAAAUAUAGUGUCUGGUGGGCGUAGCAGGCUCUUAUAAACCCCAGUCUUCUCCCGUCAAAACCCCCUCUCAUUUCCGUUCUUCCUCCCCAAUUCGCUCCUCUCCCUGUCUGCUUCUCAGCAAUCAUGAGCAAGGGACCUGGACUUUUCUCUGAUUUCGGCAAGAAAGCCAAAGAUUUGCUCAACAAGGACUACAGCCCCGACCAGAAGAUAACAAUCUAUUCUUCUAGUUUCUCUGGGGUGGCUCUUACUUCAAAUGUGGCUAAUAAAGGAGGCCUGUCUUCUGGAGACGUGGGAGCACGUUACAAAUACGAGAAUGCUGAAUUUGAUGUUAAACUGGAAACAGAAUCAAAUAUUGUAACAACUCUCAGUGUCACAGAUUUUCUUCCAUCCACAAAAGCUAUUGCUUCAAUUAAACUGCCUGAUUACAACUCUGGCAAGUUUGAGGUGCAAUAUCUACAUCAACAUGCUAGUUUCACUGGAGCUUUGGGUCUGAACAAGUCCCCCACUGUUGAUUUUUCAGCAGCAAUCGGUACUCCUAGCAUUGCUUUUGGUGCAGAGGCAACCUAUAUAACAGCUUCUGGUGAAUUUGCAAAGUACAACACCGGUGUGAGCUUGACAAAGCCAGAUUCCAAUGCUUCAGUGAUUCUGGCUGACAAAGGAGACUCAAUAAGGUUUUCCUAUUUACGUAACCUAAAUCAGCUGAAUGGAGGAGCUGUGGUGGGAGAGAUGAGUCGUAGGUUCUCUACUAAUGAGAACACAUUAACUGUCGGAUGUUCAUAUGUAGUUGAUCCACAGACACUGCUGAAGGCAAAGCUCAACAACCAUGGCAAUCUGGGGGCUCUUGUACAACAUGAGCUCAUGCCCAAGUCCUUCCUGACAAUUUCUGGUGCCUUUGACACCAAAGCCUUGCAGAAUACUCCCAAGUUUGGGUUGGCACUGUCUCUUAAGCCUUGAUCGGCCAUUUUUGUUUAAUGGUAGACAUGAUACAAUCAAUUUCUUUUGUAGAACUCUUAAUUUCUCUCUUCACUUUUCUACCUUUUGGCAUUCUAAUAAACUACAGUUUUUGUAAACACCAUUUGGAUAGCAUAUUUUGCUAUAGAAAAAUAUUAGCUGCAGAUUGCUUUCCUCUA
This is a messenger RNA of Populus nigra (black poplar), 1144 nucleotides long. Its product is annotated as mitochondrial outer membrane protein porin 2-like. Gene Ontology annotation, molecular function: voltage-gated monoatomic anion channel activity. Gene Ontology annotation, cellular component: mitochondrial outer membrane. Gene Ontology annotation, biological process: monoatomic anion transmembrane transport. The transcript is spliced from 6 exons. NCBI's taxonomy places the organism in Eukaryota, Viridiplantae, Streptophyta, Magnoliopsida, Malpighiales, Salicaceae. The record is from RefSeq and is a predicted model, not a curated record. The coding region runs from base 138 to 968 and encodes 276 amino acids.